AUGAAUCCAAGAAGCUACUACAAAUGCACAUACGUAGGGUGUCGAGUACGAAAGCUCGUCGAACGAGCCUCGCAUGAUUUUCAGUCCGUGAUCACGACCUAUGAAGCCAGGCAUAACCAUAGCGCGCCUAUGCCACGUCGUGGUGUCAAUUACGCCAUCAACCAAGCAUCCACAUCUACCACAACCACAACUAGUAACAAUUGUGGGGUCGUGAUAUCUAGGCCUCUACCAAACUACACAAAUAACUUUAAUGGUAGGAAGGGUUUCACCGGUAGUCAAACUCAUAUUCUACAAGCAUUAGAGAACUCGACAAAUUAUAGUUAUUCUGAAAAAUUCGUAUCUGAAUCCAGCACCGGAGUUAAGAAUUCAAAGAAUCAGCAUAUUAGCUUCUUAACAAAACGAAUGUAUCUUCACGAUGGAAAAGAGGUUUUACUCUAUGCAAGUUUGAUCGAUUCUUCUCCUUUUCCUCACCGGGCUACUUCUACUUUUUUGGCAAUGAAAACCGGCAUUAAUCGCUAA
Messenger RNA from Lactuca virosa, 519 nucleotides. The record is from the annotation of a GenBank genome assembly. NCBI's taxonomy places the organism in Eukaryota, Viridiplantae, Streptophyta, Magnoliopsida, Asterales, Asteraceae.